Messenger RNA from Penicillium bovifimosum, 852 nucleotides. Its product is annotated as SAP domain-containing protein. The transcript has a single exon. Gene Ontology annotation, cellular component: nucleus. The record is from RefSeq and is a predicted model, not a curated record. Gene Ontology annotation, biological process: poly(A)+ mRNA export from nucleus. NCBI's taxonomy places the organism in Eukaryota, Fungi, Ascomycota, Eurotiomycetes, Eurotiales, Aspergillaceae. Bases 1 to 852 code for a protein of 283 amino acids.
AUGGCUACCGAUUACAGCAAGAAGACCAACGCCGAGUUGGUCGAGAUUCUCAAAGCUCGAUCCCUCCCCCACACCGGAAAGAAAGCGGAUAUGGUUUCGCGCCUUCAGCAAGACGAUGAAAGCAAGCCCUCCGACGCUCCUGCCGCUGCCCCCAGCGCAGCCAAGACCGACGCCCCCGAGGAUGUCAUUGACUGGGACGACGAGCCAGCAGAGACCACGACCACUGAGCCAUCAACAGAAGCUGGCGCAGCUGCAAUUGCAGCUGGUGGAAAGGGCGCAGUUCCCAACCCCGUCGCCGUUCCGAACCAGGAGCUCGGCGAGAACCCCGCUGUCACCGACGAUCUGAAGGUCGAGGCGACCGGCGCUCUCCCCGCAACAACCACUCAACCCGAAGCUGCAACUGAGGAGAAACCCGCCGUCAGUUACACCCGAGGACUGCCCCAGACCGACCUGGAGGCUGAGCUCGCGAAGCGCAAGGCUCGCGCGCAGAAAUUCGGUAUCGUUGAGGAUGAGGACACAGCAUUGAAAGAGGCUACGAAGCAGCUGGAGCGCGCGAAGCGGUUUGGCACUGGUGCCGAGGCUGCUGGAACGGGCCUAAGCCGCCUCGACCAGGCACUUCCUGACGAGCGUCCCCGCAAGAGACGUAAUGAUACCCGCAACGAGCAGGGUGGUCGUGGAGGCAAGAGACGUGAUACUGGUCGCAACCGUAACAACCGUCAACGUGGUGGUGACAAGACCAAUGCUGGUGUGAAGAAAUCCGCUCCCGGUGCGAACAAUGCUCAGAAGGCUUGGAGCGAGAAGGAUCAAGCGGCUUUGGAGGCUCGCAAGAAGCGAUUUGCAGCUGCAGCUUAA